Otolemur garnettii (small-eared galago) is the source of this 432-nucleotide messenger RNA. RefSeq names its product carcinoembryonic antigen-related cell adhesion molecule 8-like. Gene Ontology annotation, cellular component: cell surface; plasma membrane. Bases 1 to 432 code for a protein of 143 amino acids. Gene Ontology annotation, molecular function: protein tyrosine kinase binding. Gene Ontology annotation, biological process: signal transduction; regulation of immune system process. The transcript has 2 exons. Lineage: Eukaryota; Metazoa; Chordata; Mammalia; Primates; Galagidae. The record is from RefSeq and is a predicted model, not a curated record.
AUGGAGCCUUCCUCAGUCCCUCCCUGCAGAGGACUCAUCCCCUGGCAGGGGCUCCUGCUCACAGUCUCACUUCUCACCUCCUGGAACCCGCCCACCACUGCCCAGCUCACUGUUGAAUCCGUGCCGCCCAGUGCUGCAGAGGGGACGGAUGUCCUUCUACUCGUCCACAAUCAGCCACUGGAUUCUUAUGGCUACAUCUGGGCCAAAGGGGACAGAGUGGCCCAUAGCCAUCUAAUCCUAUCAUAUGUAGUAGCAAAUCAAACAAGUACCCCAGGGCCUGCAUACAACGGUCGAGAGACAAUAUACCCCAACGGGUCCCUGCUGUUGCGGAAGGUCACCCUGAAGGACUCAGGAUACUACACCAUGCAAGUCUUCUGGCAAAAUCUUUGGAGUGAUGAAGCAACUGGAGUGUUACACGUGUACUGUGAGUGA